UAUUUCCGGUACCGGUGAUAUUGUUGUUGUUUUUUAGAUUUAAAUCUCCAGGUUUUUCUGGUUGGAAGUAAAUUUUGUGGUUAAUAGCAAGCUUUUAGGGUGUUGCAUAACCACUCUAACAGAUUACCGGAGAAAUAUAUACACAUAUAUAUUUUACUAUGUCAGCCCCUAAAUCUAUUCAGACAGACCACGAGGAUUUGAUCCACGAUGUUGCGUAUGAUUUCUAUGGGGAAAGAUUAGCAACUUGUUCCAGUGAUCAAAGUGUCAAGAUUUGGGACAAAACAGAAGAUGGCUUGUGGCAUCAGUCUGCUUGUUGGAAGGCACACACUGGUUCAGUAUGGCGCGUAGCUUGGGCACAUCCUGAUUUUGGUCAGGUUAUAGCAACGUGUUCAUUUGAUCGGGCUGCUGGUAUUUGGGAAGAACUACCUAGUGAGUCUCGUGAUGAGACCUCAAAAACAAAAUGGGUGAAAAGACCCAAUUUGGUGGACAGUCGGUCCUCAGUAACAGAUGUUAAAUUUGCACCAAAACAUUUAGGUCUUCAACUGGCCACAUGUACUUCUGAUGGAAUGGUACGAAUAUAUCAAGCGCCAGAUGUGAUGAACCUCAGUCAUUGGUCUUUGGAUUAUGAAAUUAAUUGUAAACUCAGCUGUAGUUGUCUAUCGUGGAAUCCUUCCAGACUCUGUCCACCAAUGAUUGCUGUUGGCAGUGAUGACGCCAGUCCUACUGCUGGAGGAAAAGUAUCAGUCUAUCAAUAUAAUGAUCAACAAAGGUCUUGGAACAAACUCCAGACACUCAGUGUACCAACUGAUUCAGUUCAUGACUUGGCAUUUUCUCCCAAUUUUGGACGAUCAUAUCAUUUACUAGCAGUGGCAUCAAAAGACUUGCACAUAUUUCAAAUGUCACCAAUCAAACAUGAAAGUCAUUCAGACUACAACACAACUUAUGAGAUUUGUUUAAUUGGCCAAUUUGAUGAUCAUGAGCAUCAGGUAAAUAAUCAAUUUUUGGCAUCUUCUGGUGAUGAUGGCAAAGUUAGACUUUGGAAAGCUAAUUAUCUUCGUAACUGGAAAUGCAUAUCAGUAUUAGUUGGUGACAUACCUCAAACAAUCUGCGAAUUUGGUCAGUCGAAGUCUGAUUUGUCUCCGAUUGCAACAUCAAGUUUAUCAGCGGGACCUGGAUCUAACAAAAGGUACUACAGGGUGGUCCCUGUAGGAAACUCUGGGGGUGCCACAACCUAAUUUUUUGCAUAUCCCCCCACCUUUUUAAACUGUUAUUCUUUCAACCCACAUUACCAAACCGAUUUUUUUAUCCUUUCCUGCUAACUUUUAUCAUAUUCUUUCCAUCAUCCUGCCUCCAAAAAAAAAGCAAAAAAAACAUCCAUGCAUUAUUUUGAUCAGUUAUUACUACUACUACUAAUAAUAAUAAUGUGUGUUAAAUAUUGGAGGGUAUGCUUAGCAGGAAAAGCUAAUGCAUGCAUUAUCUCUUUGGAAGAGUUUGCUGCUGAAGAAAAAAUUUCCAUCUGUUAAAUGUUUGAAUAAAAGUGUUUUGGUAUCAAAUUAAA
This is a messenger RNA of Octopus bimaculoides (California two-spot octopus), 1558 nucleotides long. Its product is annotated as nucleoporin SEH1. Gene Ontology annotation, biological process: positive regulation of TORC1 signaling; cellular response to amino acid starvation. Gene Ontology annotation, molecular function: protein binding; structural molecule activity. Gene Ontology annotation, cellular component: nuclear pore outer ring; Seh1-associated complex. NCBI's taxonomy places the organism in Eukaryota, Metazoa, Mollusca, Cephalopoda, Octopoda, Octopodidae. The record is from RefSeq and is a predicted model, not a curated record.